ACCGUCGUGGCCUGUCGCUGCCGGGAAGAAGAAAGGCAGACGUCCGUCUCGCCCAGAUCCGUCAACCCCCAUUGCGAAACACACCUGCUUUGUGCGCCCAAUGGAAUUGGAAGCUAGCAUGCGCAGCGGUAGACCCUCGUCGGCGGCUCUACGAAGCCGGCCACUCUCCAUACGCACCAAGCCAAGAAGAGCAGCGCCACCGGCCGCUGCCGGCGCCGACGAGUCGGCAACGGAGGGGGAGCCCCUGAGCCCUACGUCGAGACUCGUGGAUAACCUGUAUAUCGUCGUCACCAUCGGCCUGGGCUCGCGUCUGAACAAACCGGCAUUCAGCGCCGGCAUCGCCCGCCUCAUUGCCCCCCACCCUCGCUUCAACAGCAUCCAGGUGACGGAUGGUUCCGAGGACGGCAACCCGCGGUGGGUGCGGGUGAAGGUGAAGGUGGAGGACCACAUCGUCGUCCCGGCGCUGGAUGCCGCGGCCGUCGCCGCCGACCCAGACAAGGCAUUGGAGGACUACGUGGCGUCGCUGUCCACGCUCCCCAUGGCGCGCUCCCGCCCGCUCUGGGAGUUCCACUUGCUCGACUUCCCCACCUCCGAGCCGGAGGUGGCCUCCACCGUGGCCAUCCGCAUCCACCACUCCCUCGGCGACGGCGCGUCGCUCAUGAUGCUCCUCCUGGCGUCCGCACGCAGCGCCACCGACCCGGCCAGCCUGCCGGCCAUGCCCACCCGCGCGGGCGCCAUCUACGCGCGCCGCCCGCGGUCCGCCGGCGGCGCGCUGGCGUUCGCCGCCUUGGUCUGGUCCUACGUCGUGCUCGCGUGGAACACCGUGGUGGAUCUUUGGUGCUUCGCCGCCAUGGUCCUGUUCUCCAGAGGAGAACCGCACACGGUGUUCAGCCCGCCGGCGGACCGCGGAGUACUCCCCGAACACCACAACAACAACAGGCGCCGCUUCGUGCACCGGAGCCUUUGCUUUGACGACGUCAUCUUCAUCAAGAACGCCAUGAACUGCACUGUCAAUGACGUGCUAAUCGGCGUAACUUCUGCUGCACUAUCACGAUACUACUUCCGCAAGUCCGGUGGCACUAACGCAAAGGAUAUAUGCCUACGGUCGGUCAUCGCUGUCAAUACAAGGCCACUCACUAGCCUACAAGUAUACGCUGAUAUGAUAGAAUCUGGUAAGAAUAAUGAGGCGGCAUGGGGAAAUCAAAUAGGCUACAUCCUUCUCCGAUUCCAUUUAGCCAUGUGCGAUGACCCACUUGCGUAUGUUCGCAAGGCAAAGAAAACCAUGGAUAGAAAAAAGAACUCACUCGAAGUGGCUUUCACACAUAAGAUGUGUGAAUUUUUCCUCAACACGUUUGGUCUCAAGGGAGGCGCUUUCAUAUUUGGUGGUAUGGCUGAAAAUACAACCAUAGCGUUCUCAAACAUGGUUGGACCAACAGAACAGAUAGAUCUUUACGGGCAUCCAGUUGUUUUUAUUGCGCCUAGUGUAUAUGGAGUUCCACAACCUGUGAUUGUGCACUACCAGAGCUACGAUAGAAUCAUCAAGGUAAUUCUGUCGAUCAACGAUCAAAUAUUUCCGGAUUAUCGUGAGCUUCUGGAUGACUUCGCUGUGUCGUUCGGAGACAUUAUGGAUGCCGCUUCCAAGCUCUCAACAUAAUCAACGAACAGUUGCUUCACAACGGUUCUUAAAAGUUUAUCUAGGAGCAUGUCGCUAUAUAUAUGCGGUUAUCGCGAGUCAACAAUAAUUCCAGAAACUAAGCCAAGGCUGGACAUUAAUUGAUGCCUCCAGAGAAAUGAUAUGAAGUACAAUGUUUCCAUCUUACGCUUCUGACAUGUCGCUAGUAUCAUUUCUUAG
Lolium perenne is the source of this 1852-nucleotide messenger RNA. RefSeq names its product wax ester synthase/diacylglycerol acyltransferase 11. The record is from RefSeq and is a predicted model, not a curated record. Gene Ontology annotation, molecular function: diacylglycerol O-acyltransferase activity. Gene Ontology annotation, cellular component: plasma membrane. Gene Ontology annotation, biological process: triglyceride biosynthetic process. Lineage: Eukaryota; Viridiplantae; Streptophyta; Magnoliopsida; Poales; Poaceae.